This is a messenger RNA of Xyrichtys novacula (pearly razorfish), 5075 nucleotides long. The record is from the annotation of a GenBank genome assembly. Lineage: Eukaryota; Metazoa; Chordata; Actinopteri; Labriformes; Labridae.
ACAUGAAAAACUUGAGUCGCACCUGCUCAGCUUUUUAUCAUCUGAGUGUUUUCUGAAUGAAACCAUACCGGUGGCGGGUAAGAGCUGACUUUCUUUACUUUCUUUGUCAGUUUCAGACACGUUUAACACCUAUGUAUAAAGUAACAUGCUAAAUUUUUAAAAUGUGUUAAAUUAUGAAUGUGGGACUACAUUUCUUUGCCACUUUGAUGAUUUUUUCUUGCGCAGAUUUGGUACUACAUUAAUCAGGUUUUGGGAGUUUUUCCAUGCAAACAACCUCUGUAUGAUUUCUGCUGUGAGAUGAAAGAGACAAAGUUUAGUCCCACCACGUCCAAGCUAAAUAAUCAAAUCCAUUGCUCAAAAUAAAACUUUAAAGUAUGAAAUUCAUUAGAAUAUUCUCAAAAUGCUGAAAGUUAAUGUAAUCAAAUGCAUAAAUGGUUAAAUUUUUUGAUCAUUUUAAUGUUUGCAGCACCUUUACGUUGUAAUUGCACGUUUUAUUUUAGCUUUCAUAAUAAAUAAGAUAGAUGGAUUGAAAUUUUUUCCCACAUUAAUACAUUAUCAUCUCUGACACCUUACUUCUCCUCCAUCAGGGUGUAAUAUGAGAGAUUUGUCACUCCAUACUUGUCCUCAUUCACAAAAACACUCCUAAAAACUGAGACUCCAGAAUACACUCAGAAUACACACUUUCCAGGGACAAUGUUGUGCUCUCGUCUGCGUCCCUCACUCCCUCGUCUCCUGCCGCUGAGGAUGUCCAGCACUGCAGCCUGCAGGACUGUAGACGUGAAACAGCCUAGCCUUUCUGAUGCUCUAACUUUUGAAGAUCCCAAAGCCUUCAGGGUCAAGAGUUUAGGUGAGCUGCUGAGAGCUCUCGGAGUCUUCCGCUUGUGCUCCUUCCCAGUGCUAGUUAACAACUGUGGCAAGGUAAGUUUAAGUCUUUCCAUGAUCAUUUCACAGAUGUGAAUGGAAAAAUAAAUUCAGAGGGCAAAAAGGGGGAAAAGAAAUCAUUUUUUCUUCAUCACUCUUCUGUCAAUGUAACCGUCCCCCUCUAUUCUCAUUCAGCUCAUGGCGAUAGCUCGCACCAUCCUGGGGAAGAGGGGGUUCUCUCUACUGCUGAGGCCCACUGUGUAUGCUCAGUUUGUGGCUGGGGAGAACGAGAGUGAGAUCUCUCAGUCUAUGGAGAAGAUGAGCCUGCUGGGACUGAGGCCCAUGCUUGCUGUACCUAUCGAGGAGGAUCUGGGAGAAAGCACGGGGUAAGAGAGAGCAGUUCGUCUCGACUUUUACCUAAAAAUAUGCAACUUAUAAAAAUAUGGCCCCAAGUUGCAGGACAAGUCACUUAAAAAAGAAGACAGUAAAUCUAGAAAAAUCUCAAAAUCUCUGGGGAAGAGAAUAACAUGUAUGCAUGAGGAUGUUUGACUGAAUCUAGAAAACCUUACUCAAGAUUUUGAGACAAAGACAGAGCUGGGUUCAGAGGUCAAAGAAGACAAGAUUUGUUGUUGCAUGAAGCUGUGUUCUUCAGUUACUUUGUUUUGUAUGUCUCAGGCCAUAAGACAUCCAAGUCUAAUCCUGUUUUCUGUCCAGAGAGAAGAGAUAUGAUGACAACAUGGAGGCCAUGCUGGAAUGUGUACGGAUGUCUCACAGCAACGCCUGGAGCAAAGACCCCAUGAUGCAGCUGAAGAUCACAGCCCUGCUCAGCCCAGAGCUGUGUGUAAGGUCACCAAAAAUUGUAUUUGGAAAGUCUUUUGGCUGUCACCAUCAUGUCUGUCUUGAGCCCGGAAAGUGAAAAAAAUUGGGCGAGAGCAGCACCCAGGUAGCAGCACCCAGUCGUAGCUCAACGCAACUAUGCCUUUAAUUAGCCAACGCUAAUUAAAUCUCAUGUUAAUUUCAAGAGGACAGUUUUUCAAGCUAACAUUUUUGAAGUUAUAUCAUGACUGUGACGUUUUCGUCUGAGACUAGCUCAAAGCAGUUUAAAUAUAAUACAUGGGAAAAAAGAUAAGAACACAUGCUUCACUGUUGGAUUGGACAACAGCUGUCCCUGGUGUGGACUCUCUCUCUUUAAAAUGGGUCUCUGUUUUGCUCAGCACUGAUAACUCUGUGUUGUUUACAUAAAGGUCAAGCUCACGACCCUCAUCGCACAACAACCAUAUGACCUGAAUCUGGUUGUCCGGGCGAUGGAUGGAGAGGUACAACAGCACAAUUAUAAAUAAAAGAACAAUUUUUAGUCUUUUUUUCCUGCUCAUUUAUACAUUUGUUUCAAUGACUGUUUGAAAUGACUUCUUAAACUCUCUCUUUCAGCUAAUCAAAUUUCCCGGUUUAGAUGAGAGUGAAGUUGCUCAUUUCCUCUGUAGCUUACGACGGUUCAACAGAAUAGCAGAGGUAAUGGCAUGAAGCAUCAUGGGAGUUUGAUGAUAGAACUGAGUAAAAGUAUCUGAAAACGUUUAUUAUCAUUUUAAUGAAGAUAAGAGUUUUUUUUUAGGCAAGUGUGAACAAAGUCAGAGUCCUGGUGGAUGCAGAGUACACCUACAUGAACCCCGCCCUGUCACUUGUCACUAUGGCGAUGAUGAAGAAGUUUAACAAAGAUGGCGUCUGGAUUUGGAACACAUAUCAGUGUUACCUUAAGGCAAAUAUAUUUUGAUUUUCUGUUUUUUAGCGCCAAACACCAAAAUAAAUACAACAAAAUUAGUCUUACUGAGGAAUUAAUGUAAACUCCCCCCUCUCUGUAUCAUUCAGGAGUCACGGUCUCUCCUGUUGGAAGCCUUACGUCUCUCCAAGGAGGAGGGUUUCUGUCUGGGAGUGAAGCUGGUGCGUGGAGCCUACAUGGACAAAGAGAGGAAGCUGGCAGAGAAAGAAGGUCGUCAGUCGCCCAUCCAUGAGUGCUGGGAGGACACCAACGCCAGGUGGGCUUAAUCCCAAACUGACACAUUAAUCCCAGAGAUCAACAAAUGAAGGAGUACAAUGAAUGAAAUCUCAUACCUUGUCUGAGCCAAGUUUUAUCAAUGAAACUGGAUUUCUCUGUAAGCCCUUUAUGUGGAUCAAAUCUAUCUCUGCACUAGUUUUGAUGUAGGAUUAAGGUUGUUGCACAUCAUUCAAAACACUCUCUGUUUAUAUCAAUGCAGCUAUAAUGGCUCUCUGGACGUGAUGUUGAAGGAAAUUUCCCAGAAACCUGAGCGCUACAGGAUUAUAGUGGCCACUCACAAUGAGGAGUCAGUGAGAAUAGCUGCUAAACGGUUAGUCUUCAAAACAAAUCAGUUUUUUAUAGUUUUAAUCUUUGUGGAACUGCUGACAUAUAAUACAAAACAAUAAUAUAUUUUGUUGGUUCUUGUCAGGAUGGAAGAGUUGGGGAUCGACAAAAAUGGAGGUUCAGUGUGUUUUGGUCAGCUGCUGGGCAUGUGUGAUCACGUCUCCCUCACUCUGGGUGAGAUGUGCUUACAGGCUGUUCUUCACUUGUACAUUUUAAGUGAUUUGUGUAUUUUUAGCUGAAAAGUAUUGAGUAUUUUCUUCUCUGUUUCAUGUUCCUCCAGCAAAAGAGGGUUAUGCCAUCUACAAGUCUGUGCCAUACGGCUCAGUGGAUGACACUCUGCCGUACUUAGUACGACGGGCUCAGGAGAACCGCACAGUGCUGCAGGGAAUCCGCAAAGAGAGAGACCUGCUGAGGAAAGAGUUUUACAGGAGACUGAGUCGGAGAGGAGACAGAUAACAGGCUGAGGAGGAGGAUGUUAGUCUAAACCCUGCUGCUGAACCACUAAACACACUCAACCUCCAUGUAUGGAGGCCAGGAAGAGCUGUGUGUGUACGAAAGCACAGGAAGCAUAAUGUACAAGUUUUUACUAAACAACUGGUUCAUCUAUUAUUAGAUAUAAAACAAAAAAGGGCUGAUUUAUUGUUUAUUUUAAUUUAUUGUGAUAACACUGUCAUCCUGAGAAAACUUUUUUUGAGAUCAUGAACAAUAAAGAACAUUAAAGUCAUGGAAAACAAGAUAAAAUGGGGAAAAAAUAGAUUCUUUGGUUAGGACAUUUAAUAAUCAACUAUUGAUGUUAAAGGGAUAUUCAGGCGUAAAAUUAAGUCAGGGUCAAACACACCAUAACACCGAGUAAGACACCACCUGAUGAAUGUUGCCGACCGCUUGCUUCUUUAGUUAUACCAACUUUAGUAAUGACCGCACGAUAGCAAUACACAGCAGUCUACGUUUCCACACGCAAACCUCAACCAAAAAGCCACUCUAUUGCCACAAAUAAUACUCAGAAACGAAACUAACUUCAUCAACAGUACAUAGUGGGUCCCACCCAUAGUACCAGCCACCAAACAUCUUUUUAGCUUUGCUUGAUUUCUUUAGCAGAGACCAAACACAACUCCCCUACUCUCCUCCAGCAGCUGCUUGUUUGUGGGGGAGUCCUGACGAGUAAAUCACCAAGUGCAGCGGAGUUUCACAGCUCAAGGAAGAACAUUUAUGAUCAUUUCUUUAUGGAAAUGCAAUCAGACUGAGACGCUAAGGCAGAAGAACUACCGCGUCUACAGUGCAAAAUGAUUAAUAUGAUGAUUAUUACUUCAAGGAAAUGAUCUGCUGUACACUAUUUCAGGCUUUUUACGCACUGUCUAUUCUAUUACCAUUUGUACUGGAUUUUUCCUCUGGUCUGGACAGGACCACUCUAGCCCAUUUUUCUGUACUGCGGUUUAUUUUAAAGACUCACUCCAGUUAGUAGGAUCAGAAUCAUAACCUGUUUUCUGCUUAAGUGUGUGGUUCAUUUGAGCAAACUGUGUAUUUUGUAAAUCAACUGUAAUGAAGACCAAAGACUGGCUGAGAGAAAUCAUCUAAUAUCUACUUUUGUAACUUAGAUCCAUCAAGUAUGUGUUAACUAUCAACUUCAACCUUUAUAUGCUGUAACUCAAGGAAAAUCCAGUAAAAACCUCUGAAUCGGUUACACAGCUGUUGGUAAAAUCACUGGAAGAGCAGAUCUGCAUGUUUUUCAUGGGUGUGUAUUUAAGUAGGAACAGGGCUGGAUUAUUAUUGACUGAUUUUUGUUUGUUUGUUUUGCUGUCUUGAUAAAUUUUUACAAAAACAAAUAAAGCUUUCAGAAACAAAA